AUAGUUUGGUGGAUUUGUGUAAAAUUAGUCAAUAUUCUUAAUUCCCGCGAAUAAUAGAAAUUUAAUAUCUAAUAAUGCCGCGAAUAAUGAUCAAGGGCGGCGUGUGGCGCAACACGGAGGAUGAGAUCCUCAAGGCGGCGGUGAUGAAAUAUGGCAAAAACCAAUGGAGUCGCAUUGCCUCCUUGCUGCACAGGAAGUCGGCCAAGCAAUGCAAGGCCAGGUGGUACGAGUGGCUGGAUCCUAGCAUUAAAAAGACCGAGUGGUCACGCGAGGAGGACGAAAAGCUGCUUCAUUUGGCCAAGCUAAUGCCGACGCAGUGGCGGACAAUAGCUCCUAUAAUUGGGCGAACUGCAGCCCAGUGCCUGGAACGCUACGAGUACUUGCUCGACCAGGCACAACGCAAAGAAGAUGGCGAGGACACCAUGGACGAUCCGCGAAAGCUGAAGCCCGGCGAGAUCGACCCCAAUCCGGAAACAAAGCCGGCGCGUCCCGAUCCAAAGGAUAUGGACGAGGAUGAACUGGAAAUGCUGUCGGAGGCACGUGCUCGUUUGGCCAACACGCAAGGCAAAAAAGCGAAGCGAAAGGCGCGCGAGAAGCAGCUGGAGGAAGCACGACGACUGGCGACUCUCCAAAAACGACGGGAACUUCGUGCCGCCGGCAUUGGCAGCGGAAAUCGCAAACGCAUUAAGGGCAUCGACUACAACGCAGAGAUUCCAUUCGAGAAGCGACCUGCAUUAGGAUUUUAUGACACAUCGGAAGAGCAUUUGCAAAAGAAUGAACCGGACUUUAACAAGAUGCGACAGCAGGACCUAGAUGGAGAACUUCGUUCAGAGAAGGAGGAACGCGAACGCAAGCGGGACAAGCAAAAAUUGAAGCAGCGCAAGGAGAACGAAGUGCCAACCGCCAUGCUGCAGAACAUGGAGCCGGAGCGGAAGCGCUCUAAACUAGUACUGCCCACACCGCAGAUAUCUGACAUGGAGCUGCAACAGGUUGUCAAGCUGGGACGCGCCAGUGAGAUGGCUAAAGAGAUAGCUGGGGAAAGCGGCAUCGAGACGACGGAUGCUUUGCUUGCCGACUACUCUAUCACACCCCAGGUGGCCGCCACUCCACGCACACCUGCUCCUUAUACAGAUCGUAUCAUGCAGGAAGCCCAGAACAUGAUGGCCCUGACCCACACAGAGACGCCCCUAAAAGGUGGCCUUAACACACCUCUGCACGAGUCAGACUUCUCUGGCGUGCUGCCCAAGGCGGCAUCUAUAGCAACGCCCAAUACAGUGAUAGCCACGCCAUUUAGAACUCAACGCGAAGGUGGGGCAGGCACUCCGGGAGGAUUCCUUACGCCCUCUUCUGGUGCCUUGGUUCCGGUAAAGGGGGCUGGAGGUGCUACAGGUCCCAUAAACACUCCUGCCUAUGUGAGGGACAAGCUCAGCAUCAAUCCCGAGGAGAGCAUGGGUGUCACUGAGACCCCGGCUCUAUACAAAAACUACCAAAAGCAAUUAAAGUCAACGCUGCGGGAGGGCUUAUCCACGUUGCCCGCUCCUCGGAACGAUUACGAAAUCGUAGUGCCCGAGCAAGAGGACAGUGAACCCAUGGAUAUCAGUUCGGAACCCGCUGUCGAGGAUCAGGCGGAUGUCGACGCCCGAGUACUGGCCGAACAAGAGGCACGUCGAAAGAGGGAACUGGAAAAGCGAUCCCAGGUGAUUCAGCGUAGCCUGCCACGGCCUACGGAGGUGAACACCAAGAUUUUGCGGCCGCCAUCCGAAAAGCAGAACCUUACAGAACAGCAACAGGCCGAGGAGUUGAUCAAGCACGAAAUGAUCACCAUGCAGUUAUAUGACUCGGUCAAGGAUCCCGUUCCUGGACAGUCUCAGCAUAAAUUGGAACAACUUCAAAGCUACUUUAAGGCCAAUCCCUAUGAGGACAUCUCGCCGCAGGAGUUGGCCAAAGCCAAGCAGAUGCUUACCGAGGAAAUGGAGGUGGUCAAGGAGCGCAUGUCGCACGGCGAAUUGCCUUUGGAAGUUUACGCACAGGUGUGGCAGGAGUGCCUCGGUCAGGUUCUCUACUUACCCUCGCAACAUCGGUACACACGUGCCAACCUUGCUAGCAAGAAAGAUCGAUUGGAGUCAGCCGAGAAACGGCUUGAGACAAAUCGUCGUCACAUGGCUAAAGAGGCCAAGCGAUGUGGUAAGAUCGAGAAAAAACUGAAGAUCCUCACCGGCGGCUACCAGGCGCGCGCACAGGUGCUUAUCAAGCAACUCCAGGACACGUAUGGCCAAAUCGAACAGAAUUCUGUCUCACUGUCAACAUUCCGUUUUCUGGGGGAGCAGGAGGCCAUUGCCGUGCCACGUCGUCUAGGGUCCUUGCAUGAGGACGUGCGCCGACAAAUGGACCGCGAAAAGGAGCUGCAGCAAAAAUAUGCCAGCUUGGUGGAGGAGCGCGAUUCGCUCUUCACACAAAUCGAGAAUAUUACGGGCGUCAGGCCCACUGCCCAACAACUUGUGCCCGAACAGGAGGCCUAA
Molecule: messenger RNA, 2519 nt
Organism: Drosophila eugracilis
Lineage: Eukaryota; Metazoa; Arthropoda; Insecta; Diptera; Drosophilidae
Gene: Cdc5
Product: cell division cycle 5-like protein
Exons: 4
Coding region: 75-2519 (814 amino acids)
Biological process (GO): regulation of transcription by RNA polymerase II; mRNA splicing, via spliceosome
Cellular component (GO): spliceosomal complex; Prp19 complex
Molecular function (GO): RNA polymerase II transcription regulatory region sequence-specific DNA binding; DNA-binding transcription factor activity, RNA polymerase II-specific
Source: RefSeq, a predicted model, not a curated record